Messenger RNA from Sipha flava (yellow sugarcane aphid), 1360 nucleotides. RefSeq lists its product as uncharacterized. NCBI's taxonomy places the organism in Eukaryota, Metazoa, Arthropoda, Insecta, Hemiptera, Aphididae. Bases 279 to 1331 code for a protein of 350 amino acids. The record is from RefSeq and is a predicted model, not a curated record. The transcript has 3 exons.
CGGACGUUCGUGCACCGGAUAAACAUAAUUGAAGCCACGUUAAUUUCGCACGUUCACUUAAACCCGGUCGUACAAUAAUCAUUAGCCGGUUGUCGGCGUAACCGCGCCACCGAGGCCGGUCGAUAAACCGCCGGCGGGCCGAAAUCGCUCGACCAUCACCGCCCGCCGUCGACGUGUAAUAUGUAUAAUCGGAACAAUAGUAUUGAGUUCCGCUCUUUCCGUGUCGAUUGCACCAAAGGGUGUAUCGCUUCGUCGUUCUAUGGUUUUAUAGCGAUAACAUGAUAAACGACAACACAGAUGUACCACAAAAUCAAUCCAUAAUCGGAUGUACAAAAUCUGUACCCUGUAUUGGAAUGCCGUCCAUAUUACCUGCUUCAGAUCAUUCAAUGAUGUCUGACAAAACUUUCAACGCUGCUGUCGUUGAUAAUCGAGAAGUCGAUAAGCCCACUGAAAAGCGUUCUAAUGUAAAAGCUUUGAUCGACUAUAAUAAUAAUUUAAUUCAAGAAAAACGGCUCAAUGCUCAUGCAAAUAACUAUAAAAUCAAAAAAAAAUUAUUCAACAUGGCUUGUCAAAACAUGGCAAAAUCGUUCGAUAGUUGUGGAAAUAUGAAAGGUGAUAUGGAUCGGGUGGAUGAUGUUAACGAUUUCGUUAAAAAUCAUGUAUCUGAAAAAUACGAAGCUAUUACAGACAUAUUAAAAAAUCAAAGUCCUCAAAUAGAUUCAAAAUUCUUAAGUUCUAUAGAAUUUGAUUCCAAAACUGAUACACCAGAGCUGGAUAAAACCAUUACCGAUGCAGACAAAUGUUUUUUGCAAAACGUUAUGCUUGCAGUCGAAGCUAACCAAAUGUAUCACCAAAGCUUCGCACAGAUUGUUGAUACAAAACAAUUUCAAAAUCUCAAAGAUGUAAUGGUUCAUGUCGCGUUAACAUUGGAAAAAGGAGAAGAAUCCGAGCUUAUUGGACCAGAACUAAUCUCUAUUUGCAAAGAGCACUUAGAAAAAUUUGGCGUCGUAUUGGACAAUAAAUUAAAUAAUAAACCGGCGAAAAAUCCACUGUUAAUAUACCAAAAAAAAUUUAAUUUACUCGAAAACGAGUUAUUGGAAAAAAAGAGAAGUAUGAAGAUCGCUGAAAAUCAGAUCACACUACUAAAGAAAGAAAAGAAAGACUUAAUGAACAUGAUAAAGAGUUACGAUACUAUGGAUAUACAUAAAACAUCGUUAGAAAAACAGCUAAAUGCCGAACAAAAGAAAAACGACAAAUUACAGGGUAUUGUUGCAUCAGUUUUUAAUAGGAAAAUUAAUUAUUAUGAUUCCGAAGAAGAAUACGAAUUAUAAUCUCCGUGUCAAAAUCAAAUACAUGCGAC